This is a messenger RNA of Penicillium robsamsonii, 279 nucleotides long. RefSeq lists its product as uncharacterized. The coding region runs from base 1 to 279 and encodes 92 amino acids. The record is from RefSeq and is a predicted model, not a curated record. NCBI's taxonomy places the organism in Eukaryota, Fungi, Ascomycota, Eurotiomycetes, Eurotiales, Aspergillaceae. The transcript has a single exon.
AUGCCCCACCAGGUACAGGCACGGGGGAAGGGAAAUGUCUCCUCUCGUCUUGCAGAUGCGAAUGCAGGAUUGAGUUUCCGCAGAAAUUGGCGGGUCGACUGUCUUUCGGGGUCUCUGUUACUCGUUCCCCGCUGCAGGCUCAUCCCUGCCGCGGAAAUCAAAUACUUGGAACAAGCUCCGCUGCCACUGCAAGGUUGGUGCGGCGGACGGGCGGGGCGGAAGGCCGGUCCGGUCUGUAUGUCCUCGGUUGUUUGGGGUAGAAAGGUCGUGCUGCGCUGA